This is a messenger RNA of Colletotrichum karsti, 1479 nucleotides long. RefSeq lists its product as uncharacterized. Gene Ontology annotation, molecular function: protein binding. Lineage: Eukaryota; Fungi; Ascomycota; Sordariomycetes; Glomerellales; Glomerellaceae. The coding region runs from base 1 to 1479 and encodes 492 amino acids. The record is from RefSeq and is a predicted model, not a curated record. The transcript has a single exon.
AUGGAGGCGCUCGCAGAGACCCCGAAUACCUAUGAGAGGCUCGACCCAGCUAUUUCGUUUCUAUUACAACUUCCGUACGAACUCAAGCUCGAAAUCGUCGAGAUGUGCCUCUUUAUGUAUGGUCGGGCCGACUUUUCCGGCUAUGAGCACGAGGAGUCCACCGACAGACACGAUGAGAACUCAACAUUUCACUACUUCGAUACGUGGCGGGAUGUCGCCAAGCUCGCCGCUAUGUGCCAGCAUUUGUACGAAAUGAUCACGCCCAUAUUGUAUACGAAAGAUCGUAGAUACAACUAUUCCUCAGCUCUCCUUAGAUCCGCCAAGAAGGGCAGCGUUCGCGGUAUUCUGAAAUCCUUGGAGUAUGGCUCGUGGGUUGGCCAGCCGGACAUAACCGAGUUCCAGUACUUCUUCGCCUACGUUGGGUCAGACGGUUAUGCACUUGCACGGACACCCAUCAGCUCAGAUAUGACGUCUUUGCAUUGGGCAUCUUAUUACCGUCAGGAGCACGCCAUGGAAGUCCUCAUCCAAUAUGGCGCUGACCCCAACAGUCGCAUAAGCGUUGAUACCUACAGCAGAGACAAGAGAUUCAAGCCACUGCCAUAUUAUCAGGUUAUGAAAAUAUUAUGUUAUCAUAUGAGAUCAAUUUACCCAUUCCAAGACCGGGAGUGGCUGCUCACUAGACUGAAGCAAGGUGCCAACCCGCUCUAUUACGCCUUGAUCUACGGCGAUCCGUCACCACAUAGUCACAGACGUGCCCACGAAGGCGAUGCAGCACGAAACGAUUGCACUAGAGUCAAGGCUGCGAACAUUCUGCUGGAUGCGGGCGCAUCUCUUAUCACGCACAAAGGGCUGCGUAUGUAUGCCCUUCACCAAGCUUGUGGUUGUGGCGACUUUGAAAUGGCCCAAUUUCUCCUGGAAAACACCCCGUCGUAUCCCAGGGUCAAGGACCUACUAGGGAACACGCCGAUGCACUACCUCGCCAUGUGCUGUCCUCUGAUACCGGGCGUGGAUCUACGGCCCCUCAUCGAGUUGCUUAUACAGCAUGGAGCAAAGAUGAACGAGACGAACUAUGCGGGCUGUACACCUCUACAACUUUUUGACCGCGUGAAUCGCUAUCCUCUGUAUGGUAUGGCAACAGAGGGCCGCGGUUGGGGCUGCCGUAGCAGCAUGGACGCAAUCCUGGCACUCAUGGAGUUUGAUGCUCGUGUUUCCCCCGACUAUAUGCCUCAACUUCGCAACCUCCUCUACUAUAAUGGCAUGCCGAAUGAUGCAACUGUUCAGGCCCUCGCCAAGGUCGAAGAAAUGAGCAGAAAGGUGGAAACGACGCCAAAGUCCGACGUUGAGAUUAGCAAUGAAGAGGCCAGAAGAGUGUAUGUGCAUAUGAAUCUUCUCUGGAAUGGUGGUGAACACAGGCCGCAUGUCCCGAGGAGAAAUCGCCGAGCGUGGACUGCGCAGCAGUGGGUGUCAUGGUGGCAAUGA